AUGUGCAAAGGCAAUAUCUUGAAAGCAGCUGAAAACUACUCCAUUGCUCACUGUGUUGGCAAAGACCUAUUGUUAUCUGAUGGCAUCGCUAGGAACAUAAAGGAAACUUUCUCUCUUGAGGAGACCAUCAAUGAAAUGAAAGAAGACCCGAUUGAAGUUGGUGAUAUCCUACCAAUACAGCAAGAUAAAAACUACAUCCUAAACAUUGUAACGAAGGAGUUGUCAAGAGACAAACCAACUUGGAACAACUUCAAGAAAUCCAUCAAGAGACUCCCAGAAAUAUGCAGCGACCUGGGUAUCUCCAAGAUCUGCAUGCCUAGAAUUGGCUCGGGACUAGAUGGACUAAACUGGCCGAAAGUUCUCAAGCUACUGGAAGGAAUCUUCGAAAAUGAAGACAUUGAGGUGUAUAUCCUCGACCUCAAGGACUCAGAACAGCAGGAAUACAACAAAAGUGUCAAUAACAAACGCUUUAAAAAGGAUAUAACAAAGAAGAAAACAAACUUGUACUCCUAG
Messenger RNA from Frankliniella occidentalis (western flower thrips), 513 nucleotides. Its product is annotated as ADP-ribose glycohydrolase OARD1-like. The record is from RefSeq and is a predicted model, not a curated record. The transcript has a single exon. Gene Ontology annotation, biological process: peptidyl-glutamate ADP-deribosylation. NCBI's taxonomy places the organism in Eukaryota, Metazoa, Arthropoda, Insecta, Thysanoptera, Thripidae. The coding region runs from base 1 to 513 and encodes 170 amino acids.